AUGCAGGCUCCUCCAGUCCUGAGACCCUCUAUUUACAAUAGGAAUCACCGGAAGCCUUGUCGGUUUGACAUAAUUUGGAUUGUCCACGAAAAUGCAGCUCCCCUGCCUCAUGCCCAUCAAAUCGUUAAACUUGUUAGAUCGGUAGGCAGAGAGAGGCCAGACUGAUGGGAAUGGCAGCGAAGGAGCACUUUGUGCUUGUUCAUGGUGAAGGGCAUGGAGCCUGGUGCUGGUUCAAGCUCCGCUGGCUCCUUGAGGGUGCUGGCUACCAUGUUACAUGCAUUGACCUAGCCGGAGGCGGCGUCGAUCCUACUGACCCCAACACAAUCCGGUCGUUCCAGCAGUACGACAAGCCACUCAUAGACCUCAUUUCAACCUUGCCGGAGGGGGAGAAGGUGAUUCUAAUCGGACAUGGUGCUGGAGGGCUGAGUGUGAUUCAUGCAAUGCACGAAUUUGUUGACAGAAUCAGCCAAGCAUUUUUUGUGGCAGCUACAAUGCUACCAUUUGGAUUUCAAGCUGAUGAAGAUAAGAAAGAUGGGUUACCAACUUUGCCUGAGAACGAGAUUGAGUUGACACUUGGUGCGGGAGCAGAUGAUCCUCCAACAACCAUUUCCUUGAGGCCAGAAUUCCAGCGUGAUCGACUAUCACAACAAAGCCCUGAAGAGGAAUCAGUACUUGCUUCAAUGCUGAUGCGUCCGUGGCCUGCAACAGCUAUCAGUACAGCAAGCUUCGAAGGAGAUGAUGAAAGAUUGAACCGAAUCAAACGAAUUUUCAUAAAGAUGCAGCGUGACCACAUGCUGGAUCCUCAACAGCAAGAUUCCAUGAUCAAGAAGUGGCCACCCAGCGAGGUUUUGGCCAUAGAUACAGAUCACAGUCCCUUCUUCUCUGCACCAGAACAGCUGUUUAAUUUAAUAGUCAAAUCUCUAUGAUGCAUAAAUGCAGAAAGCUACAGACUGGGGUUGCCCGGAUUCUUGUAACACUACCCACAAACAAUAAUCACCACAAGAUUUACGACCUCAGAUUUGUCAAA
Zea mays is the source of this 1027-nucleotide messenger RNA. RefSeq names its product methylesterase 17. Bases 165 to 926 code for a protein of 253 amino acids. Gene Ontology annotation, molecular function: methyl salicylate esterase activity; methyl indole-3-acetate esterase activity; methyl jasmonate esterase activity. The record is from RefSeq and is a predicted model, not a curated record. The transcript is spliced from 4 exons. NCBI's taxonomy places the organism in Eukaryota, Viridiplantae, Streptophyta, Magnoliopsida, Poales, Poaceae. Gene Ontology annotation, biological process: salicylic acid metabolic process; jasmonic acid metabolic process.